This is a messenger RNA of Cynoglossus semilaevis (tongue sole), 7562 nucleotides long. It is a transcript of the gene ralgapa2, whose product is annotated as Ral GTPase activating protein catalytic subunit alpha 2. Gene Ontology annotation, biological process: regulation of small GTPase mediated signal transduction; positive regulation of GTPase activity. The transcript is spliced from 42 exons. NCBI's taxonomy places the organism in Eukaryota, Metazoa, Chordata, Actinopteri, Pleuronectiformes, Cynoglossidae. Gene Ontology annotation, cellular component: nucleus; cytoplasm. Gene Ontology annotation, molecular function: GTPase activator activity. Bases 85 to 6201 code for a protein of 2038 amino acids. The record is from RefSeq and is a predicted model, not a curated record.
AGUGACACCAGCCACACUGGAGGCUAGGUGUGUGUGGACCGACACAGGUGAUUUCUGCUCCCCACGCUUGCAAUUCACAGCGGGAUGUUCACUCGCAGGGGGCAUGGAGACGUCAAGAAAUCUACACAGAAAGUUCUGGACCCAAAGAAGGAUGUGCUGACCCGGCUCAAACACCUGCGGUCCCUGUUAGAUAUCUACGACAAGAGUGACCUGAAGGCGUUCUUCGAAAGCAACUGUUCUCAGAUUUAUUUUAUCUUCUAUGAAAAUUUCAUUACACUGGAAAGCAACCUUAAACAAAAAGGGAACAAAUCUCAAAGGGAGGAGCUGGACUCCAUCCUCUUUAUUUUUGAAAAAAUCCUGCAACUUCUGCCUGAGAAAAUCUACAAUCGGUGGCAGUUCCACAGUAUAGGUUCUAUUCUCAAAAAGCUUCUUCACACUGGAAAUUCAUUCAAGAUUCGCUGCGAGGGGAUCCGGCUUUUUCUUUUGUGGCUGCAGGCCCUGAGGGACAACUGUGCUGAGGAGCAGUUCCUCAUCUUUGCCACUCUGGUGCCAGGGUUCCCUGCCGUGCCCUCCACCAGAGGGCCCUGUACACUGGACACAAUCAUCUACAACCCUUUCUCGAACCCCCCCGAUGCUAAAGUGGUGCCUGAAGAAAUCACCCCGCUCGUCCCUGCGGUGGUGGGAGAAAAACUGGCAGAUGACCAGACGUGUUUCAUCCUCGAGACCCUGCUGAAGUACAUGGUCAUUCAGGCAUCCAGUUUAGAAUGGAAGAACAAAGAAAACCAGAACACGGGCUUCAGGUUCCUCUUCAGCCUGUUCAAAAAGUACUACCUUCCACAUCUGUUCCCCUCCUUCACCAAGCUCACAAACCUCUACAAGCCUUUAUUAGACCUCCCACACCACAGACCAAAACCCUUGUACGUGCCAGUCACGCGGAACAACGAAAGCACCUUCUGCACCAGGGACCAGUACCUCGCUCCGCGCGUGGCCUUCAUCACUUGGCUCGUCACCUUCUUCCUGGAGAAGAAGUACGUCAACAGUGCCGCCGUGGCGCAGAGCGCCAAGAACGGCACGGAGGUCAUUCCUAAACUCAUCCAGACUGUCACUGCAGGCGGUAGCAGCCAGGAGAAAGAGAAGGAGAAGGAGAAAACAUCGGAGGGGGACGCGAACGCACCAGCAGGGGAGCCCGAGAAGAGCCACUCCAACAGCAGCACGCUGUCAGAUCGACGGCCCAGUGAUUCCAGUAUAUGUAGCAUCGACGAGGAGCACCGCCAUGUCUAUGAAAUGGUGCACGGCAUCCUGCUCUCCACCAGGGACAAUGUGAAUUUUGUUAACGAGGUCUUCCACCAGGCUUUUCUACUGCCAUCUUGUGAAGCAUCAGCAACAAGGAAGGUGAUUAAGGUUUACAGGAAGUGGAUACUCCAGGAAAAGCCCAGUUUCAUGACGGAGCCUGAGGCAAACACCCGGGAGAGUGAAGUGGACGGAGGCCCUCAGCAGAUCCACAGCACUGUAUGUAUAUAUAUGUAUGUGAAGGCAAUGGAGAGUCAUGGACACAAGCGGACGUCCAGCUGGGGGAGGACGUACUCUUUCAGCAGUGCCAUCAGCCGGGGCUUUCUCACCGAGGAGGAGAACAGAGACGUUAAGGCUGGCAUCCAGCCCACGCUACAGGUGUUCCUGACCAACUCAUCCAACGUGUUCCUCCUGGAGCCAUGUCAGGAUGUUCCUAAACUCCUAGAUAACCAGGUUGAGGUGUGCAAGGGUGUCCUUAACAUCUAUCGUCACAUGAUCAUGGAGCACACCAUGAACACGCAGACCUGGGAGCAGUUGCUGCAGGUGCUGCUGCGCAUCACGGAGGCGGUGAUGAAACGACCGCAGGAAAACCAAAGAAAAGACAGCUUCGCUGAGAGACUGGCGUCCGUGCUUUUCAGGACCAUCAUCGUGGCGUGGGUACGAGCCAACCUGUCCGUAUUUAUUUCCCGGGAGCUCUGGGAUGAGCUGCUGGCGGUGCUCUCUUCUCUUACCUGCUGGGAGGAGCUGGUGACGGAGUGGGCCAGCAUCAUGGACUCUCUGACUGUGGUGUUGGCACGCUGCGUCUACGGUCUGGACAUGGCCAACCUGCCGCUGGACAAACUCAGUGAACAGAAGGAGAAGAAGCAGAGAGGACGGGGAGUGAUCCAGGACUCCCAGAAAUCGGCGGUGGCGCGUUCUUUCUCACUCAGCUGGAGGAACCAGGUUGAGCAGUGCGGUCAAGGGGCCCAGGAGCCCAUGAGGAUCCGCUCGGCCACUACAUCAGGAGCUCCUGGUGUGGAAAAGGCCCGGUACAAUGUGAGACAGAAAGCCUCUGCUAAGCGAAGCCAGUCCAUCAGCAACUGUGUUCAUCUAUACGAGGCUUUGCCCACUACUAAAAGUGUUCCUAUGCUGCUCCACACUGUGAGCUCUUUCUUGCCUGGUAUCUCUUCUGGUAACUCUGCUUGCUCUCACAGACUCUCAGACCUGGAGGAGUGUCAGUUGUCAGAAUGUGGCGGGGAGGAGGAGCUGGGAGCCGGGGAUAGCCCCCUGCCACGUAGCAGCAGCACCUCUGACAUCACACAACAGCUGUCUGAAACCCUGCCAGCCCAGAAAAGAGAGUGCUCCCCCGUGUCCUCUGGCUCGGACAGCAGGACGUCUGACGGCCGCAGAGAAAGCUUUGAACCCCCGGUGAUCCACAUCCGGCGAAGCAGCAGCGCAGCUGAGACGGAGGACGGACACGUCACCUACACCAGGGUUAAGCUCAGGGAGAAAAGUGAAAGUGUAAGCAGUGAGACGUCCAAUGGCUACCUCAAUGAAGCGGAGGUGACUUUUGACGAAGAGGCUGACUCACAGUCAGCCCACAUGGAUGUGACGGCCGACCCCCGCAGUGAGGGCAGUCUGCUGCUCAGCCACACUGACGCCCUGGCAGGUUCUGAAUGUGCCUCCCCCACCCACUCUGCCCCCCCGACCUACCACUACCACUACCCUCUGAACCCCCCCUCCUCACCAGCCCUGCUGGUGCACACAGAGUGCCCGCGGGACUGCCCCCUGGACGACACCAUGCAUCAGUCUGUCUUACACAUGCCACGUCACCUCGACAGCAGCGAGUGUCUGGCCGACGAUGUCAGCAUCAUCGCUGGUGGGACGCUGGCUGGUUGGCAUGCUGAUUCAGCCUUUGUCCUCUGGAGGAGGAUAUUGGGUAUUCUAGGAGACGUCAACAGCAUCAGCUGCCCCAGAAUUCAUGCCAAGGUCUUCUCCUACCUCUAUGAGCUCUGGCACAAACUGGCCAAGAUCCGGGACAACCUUGGUAUAAGUCUGGACAAUCAGUCUUCUCCCCCGCAGCCUGCCUUCAUCCCACCGCUGCGCAUGUUGGCGUCCUGGCUCUUUCGGGCCACGAUGCUGCCAGUUGAAUAUAAGGCUGGCAAACUGCAGGCGUACACACUGAUCUGUGAGAUGAUGACCAGGCACCAGGACCUGCUGCCCAACAGUGAUUUCUUAGUUCAUCUCUACUACGUCCUCCAUAAGGGCUUCACAAGCGACGACCAGGAUGUUCUGAACACCAUCAUCCGCUCCUGCUCCCCCCGCUUCUUCUUCCUGGGUCUGCCAGGCUUCACCAUGCUGGUUGGUGAUUUCAUCAGUGCCGCCACCAACGUUCUCAGCUCCGUUUUCCCAGAGGCUCCUAAAAUGGAGGCUCAGACUCUGCUCGGUUCUCUGGUGUGUUUCCCAAACCUUUACCUCCAGAUUCCUGUUCUUAAACAUGUGCCAGGGUCUGAGGAGAUUAUGGGAGGACGGAAUGAUAUCAAGGAACAUAUGGUCCACAUCCUGUUCGAAACCGCGACACGAGAACCCAGCGAGGGAGCCAGGUGCAUCGCCAUGUGUAGUCUGGGCCUGUGGGUGUGUGAGGAGCUGAUACAAAAGAACAUUCACCACAAGGUCAAAGAUGCCAUCAACAUCUUGGGAGUAACACUAAAGUUCGGGAACAAAGCCGUGGCUCAGGUCGCCUGUGACGCCUUUCAGCUGCUCACUUCUCACUGGGAACAUCUGAAGAGGCUGGAGUCGGCGCUGCCCAAAAAAAUCAUCGAGAUCUUUGUGGCCACAAUAGCCUUUUUGUUGCCGAGCGCCGAGCACUCAACGGUGGAAGCAGACAAAAAGCUGCUGGUGUCGCUGCUGCUUUGCCUGUUAGACUGGUGUAUGGCUGUUCCCCUGAGCAUCCUGUUGGAACCCAUCACCAUGUCUUCAGUGGAGGACCGCAUGUCCCACAAAGCCCCACUGUUGGACUAUAUUUACAGGGUGCUGCACUGCUGUGUCUCUGGUUCCACGCUGCACACCCAGCAGAGCCACUACCUCCUCACCUUGUCCGACCUGUCGUCCGACUACGACCUCAUGUUGGGUCAGGUUAAAAAUUGCGCCCCGCCGCUGUCCCAGUCGACUGCUACGGACUUUGGUAACCUGCUCACUGUAGCUGAAGAAAAGCGACGAAGGAACAUGGAGCUGAUUCCUCUGACAGCACGGAUGAUCAUGACCCACCUGGUGAACCAUCUGGGCCACCAUCCGCUGAGCGGCGGCCCCGCCCUCCUCUACAGCUUAGUGAGCGAGAACCACGACAACCCGUAUGUGGAGUCUUCUGAACUGUCCUCCGAGGUCUUCAAAAGUCCCAACCUGCAGCUGUUUGUCUUCAACGACAGCAUGCUGGUGUCGUACCUGCAGAUCCCCGCCGAGACGCCCGCGGUCGGCCAGCCCGCCUGCCCUCUGUCCCAACUGCGAGUCAUUGUCAGAGACAUCUCGGGCAAAUACACGUGGGACGGCACGAUUCUUUACUGCACCGGACAGGAGGAGGCUGACGACGCCGGAGUUUUUGACACGGUCGACCAACUUCUUUCCAACGCCGGACACCGCCGCUGUUCUCCAACCAGGCUCCCGCACAUGAAGAAACGAUUCUCAUUUUCAGACUCCGACUGUGAAGAAGAAGAGGUCGACGUUCUUGACAGACUACUGGACGACCUCGGUCACAGCAGCCCAGAAUGUUUGCCUCAACAGCAGCUGAGGGUCAACCAGCCCGCGCCCUCGCCCCACGGCAUGAACUUUGAGCAGGAGAGCGCCAUCGUGGAGGCGAUUCUACGGCAGGGGCAGCAGGGGAGGAGGAGGGGGGGGGCUGAUGUGAGUUUUCAGGCCGCCUGCCAGAAGGAACCCUCUGCCCAGGAACUCAAGUCUCCUUUCUACUACUGCCGUCUACUGCUUAACGACCUCGGAAUGAACUCUUGGGACCGCAGGAAAAGUUUCCACCUGCUGAAGAAAAACCCAAAGCUGCUGCGAGAGCUGAAGAAUUUGGAUUCCAGGCAGUGUCGAGAGACGCACAAAAUUGCUGUGUUCUACAUUGAAGAAGGACAAGAAGACAAAUGCUCCAUCUUGUCCAAUAACGCCGGCAGCAAGGCCUACGAAGACUUUGUGUCGGGACUAGGAUGGGAGGUGGAUCUAUCUACUCACUGUGGUUUCAUGGGAGGCCUUCAGAGGAACGGCAGCACCGGUCUCACUGCCCCCUACUACGCUACCUCUACCGUGGAAGCCAUCUUCCACGUCUCCACACGGAUGCCGUCGGAUUCCGACGACUGCCUCACUAAAAAGCUGCGUCACCUGGGAAAUGAUGAAGUGCACAUAGUGUGGUCGGAGCACACGAGGGACUAUCGGCGCGGCAUCAUCCCGACUGACUUCGGGGACGUCCUGAUUGUCAUCUACCCGAUGAAGAACCACAUGUAUUUCAUCCAGAUCAUGAAGAAGCCGCAGGUUCCUUUCUUCGGUCCAUUGUUUAACGGCGCCAUCAUCAGCGGGACGUUGCUGCCAAGCCUGGUGCGGGCCACCUGUAUCAACGCCAGCAGAGCUGUCAAAUCCCGUCUGACUCUCUACCAGAGCUUCUACGAGGAGCGAGCACUCUACUUGGAGGCCAUUGUCCAGAACCACCGAGAGGUCAUGACAUUUGAGGACUUUGCCUCGCAGGUGUUCUCCCCCUCUCCGAGCUACCCGCUAAGUGGGACAGGUUCCUUCACCGGCAGCACCAACACGGAGGCCGGUGCUCAGGCAUCGAACGCUGACGCCACCGUGGACCAGGUUUCUCCAACCAUGCCCCGCGCCACAAAGAACCGAGUGUCGGGAAAACUGCGGCGGUCAGCGAGCGCUAUUAGCAAAUCUUCCAACUGAGAUUUUCAGCCUUUUUUUUUGUUUGUUUUUCUUUCCUCCAGGAGGUGGCAGCAAACAGGAAGUGCUGCCACUUCCUGUUUUUUUUUAAGCCCAAACUGUUUCUUCUCUGAUACAUCUUGUGUCAUAUAAACAUGAAAACUGGAACUAAAUGCAAAUUUUAAAUCGUUGACUAUCGGUGAUACAUUUCUAUAAUUUGUGGUGUUUUUAACCGUGUAGACAGGGGGCGCACUUGAAACCAAGCUGUUAGGGUUCUUUCUGGGGGGGGUUUAGAACACGCGGCAUAGGAAGGGUUAAUUUCACUGCUAGGUUUUAGUUCAACACAUGUAAAAAUCAAGUUGUUUUUUUUUUGGGGGGGGGGUUUAUUUUUCUGAGCGCAGUGAUUCCCAACCGCUGUGCCGCGGCACAUUAUCGCGCUUUUGAAAAUGAUCCGAUUUCAAUCAAAAUAAUUAGUACUUUCUUGUUAAUGAAACUCUUCGACUAAGUGGAAGCAAAAGAAAAAAAGACGAAGUUCUGUGGAAGACGUUUUUUGUGUCUUUCUUCAAUUCCUGUGUUCAACUAAACGGGCCCAGGUUCACACUGAAGGAAAUUUUAGAAUGAAUUAAAAUCACAAUAUUUUAUAACCAGUAGUUUUUGUGGCAUUAUUGUUUGGUGGUGCAUUAUGGGAUUUCUUUUUGGGUUUUUUUUUGUGCCGCGGUUCAACAGAGGUUGGGAAACGCUGCGUUAGCGAAACAUCAUGUUCCUGCUGUGGUUCCUCACCUCGGAUCAACACUUAAUGCAACAAAAGGUCACUGAGGUCGCGGUCCGUUUGGACGAUGUCUCCGCCUUCUGACAUCGCCGCUCAACUGCCAGAACUUUUGCACGUCUCGGACACAGAGUGGACACAAAGCAGCCGUCGGCUGACCGUCCUCCUGGAGACAUCUCUGUGGUGUCUCUGUGCUGUCCUUCUUCUCUGGGCUGGGUUUUGUUUUUGUUUUUGUUUUGUUUUGUUGUUUUUUUAAUCACUCUAAUUUUCCAUUUUAAAUGGAUUCCGAUGGAUCGUGUCAUGAUUUGAUUUAUGCAGCUGCAGCGGAAUGAGAAAAGACUGCGAUUGUAAUUGUCUUCAGACGUCGUUAACGUGGGCUCACGUCCGGUAAUCGAAUAAGUUCCUGCUGUCUCUUUCCUCGGCCAUCAGUCCUCCUGUCCACUGAGGCUCGGACAUCGACAUUCCGACGUUCCCAAACGUCUUUUUUUUUUUGUUUGUUUUUUUGCACUUGCUGUCAUUGAUUCGGUAGAAUUUGUGUCUCGCUUUAAAUUUAUUCCCUGACGUUGUUUGUGUUUGACGUAGAGAGAGAGAGAGAGAAAUAUCUGAGGAAUUAUUUUAA